Molecule: messenger RNA, 881 nt
Organism: Poecile atricapillus (Black-capped chickadee)
Lineage: Eukaryota; Metazoa; Chordata; Aves; Passeriformes; Paridae
Gene: MRPS18B
Product: mitochondrial ribosomal protein S18B
Exons: 7
Coding region: 151-867 (238 amino acids)
Biological process (GO): mitochondrial translation
Cellular component (GO): ribosome; mitochondrion
Molecular function (GO): structural constituent of ribosome
Source: RefSeq, a predicted model, not a curated record
CGCGCCGUGUGGCGCAGUUUUAAUUCGGGGAGGGCGGGGGAGGCCGCUCUGCGCAUGCGCGGCCGCUCUGAGGGGAGGGGGAGGCAAGAUGGCGGCGCCCGCCCCCGCGUGAGGGAGAAGGGCGGGGCGUGAGGGAGAGAGGCGGGAAAGAUGGCGCUGGCCUGGGCCGCGGCGGCGCUGAGGGCGGCGGUAGGAGGCGGCGUGAGGGGAGCGGCGAGGCCGCGGUGGGCUCAGGACCUCCCCCGUUUCUGCAGCACCCAAGAAACCCCCAAGGACCCCCCGCCCGCCCCCUCCCCCUACCAGGAGCGGCCCUGGGAGUACCUGGAGAGCGAAGAGUACCGGGCCACCUACGGUGACAAGCCGGUGUGGCACGGCUACCGCCGCAACCACAAGGGCUCCGUCCCCCCGCAGCGUGCCCGAAAGGCCUGUCUGCGCCGGGGGAAGCCUGUGGGGAACCCCUGCCCCAUCUGCCGGGACCGGAACCUUCUCGUGGAUUUCCGGAACGUGAAGCUGCUGGACCAGUUCAUCUGCCCCCACUCCGGCGUCAUCUUCCACCCCAUCCACACAGGGAUCUGCCUGAAGCAGCACAAGCGCCUGUCCCAGGCCAUCGCCCAGGCCCAGGACCACGGUCUCCUGUGGCUCCGUGUCCCCUUUGUGCCGGUCCCUGAGGAGGAUUUCUCCAACCAACACGCGGCCGUGGGGAAAACUCCCCCGGCGCCCGCCCUGAGGGAGCCGGGCCGGGCCUGGUACCCCUGGUACGAGUGGCAGCAGCCCCCCGCCGCCGAGGUGGCCCGGAUGCGCCGCCUUUACCGGGGAUUCCUCAAGGAGAAUUACCCGGAUAACCCCCCAAGCCCGUCGGGGAAAUAAAACCGUUAAAAAUC